AUGCUGUAUCUCCGCGAGUACGCCGCGGAGGACGAGCGGCCGCCGUGCCGGGAGGAGUGGCGCCGGCAGGAUUGGGCCGGCGGCGGCGCGCGCGCCCGCCUGCCUCAGGUGGAUCGCAGCCCGUCACGCCGCAGCCCCUACCUGACGCGAGAUGACGAACCCUCGCCGGCGCCCGACGAGCGAGGCCGCUCCGCCUCGGCCGGCGCCCACCACCGCGCGCGCCCUCGUCCCCUCCGCUACCAAUCCCUCGAGCGCGACUAUGACCGCUCCUACGCGCCGCCGCCCCCUCCUGAAGAGGACUACUACAGACGCGAACCACCCCCCCUCUUCCUCGGAGAGUUGCAAUCUCAGAAUUCCGAUCUGCAAAGGGAGUUGGGGAAUCUUAAGAAAGAGCUGGAAUUGACAAAUCAAAAACUCGGCUCCAGCAUGCAUAGCAUAAAGACCUUCUGGAGUCCCGAGCUGAAAAAGGAGCGAGCGUUGAGGAAAGAGGAAAGCGCCAAGUACAGCCUUAUAAACGACCAACUAAAACUGCUCAACCAAGAAAAUCAGAAACAAGCUAUGCUAGUACGACAACUGGAAGAAGAACUAAGAUUACGCAUGCGACAGCCUGCUCCGGAACUGCAACAACAACUCGAAGCCUUGUUUGCUGAAAACGAACAUCUACAAAGAGAAAUAGCGAUAUUGAGAGACACUAUAAAAGAACUAGAACUGAGGAUCGAAACACAGAAACAAACGCUGCAGGCUAGAGAUGAAAGCAUCAAAAAACUACUCGAAAUGCUCCAAAACAAAGGAAUGGGUAAAGAAGAAGAACGCCAAAUGUUCCAGCAAAUGCAAGCUAUGGCACAAAAACAGGAGCUCAAGGCGACGGCGGACACGCUGCGGGCGCUGCAGGCGCAGCUGGAGAGGGCGUUGGCCGCGGCUGGCCUGCCGGGUGGCAGUGCGGGGGCAACUCUCACGGCGGUGCUCGAGACCAAGGAAGCGCGGAUCGCCACACUCGAGCGGCAGGUUGUGCUGCUCGAGAGCGAGCUGGCCGCGCUUGUGUCGCCGCCGCCGCCCUCGCUCGCGCCCUCGCACACCUCGCUUUAUGAUAAGGCCGAACCUCCCUUCAAGAGACAAUUGGACGAAUUCCGGUUGGAGAUCCAGAGACGAGACCAGGAAAUAUUGGCGAUGGCGGCCAAGAUGAAGGCUCUGGAGGAGCAGCAUCAAGACUACCAACGUCAUAUCGCCGUGUUGAAAGAAUCACUAUGCGCUAAAGAAGAACACUAUAGUAUGCUGCAGACUGAUAAACAGAAAUGCUACCAUGCGCAGGUGGAAGAACUUAAGGCCCGGUUGGACGAGAAAAGCAGAUUGGUGGAGAAGAAGACAGCGGCGGCGUUGGGUGCAGCACACGAGCUUGCAGAACUUAGGGAUCAUUCAGAGAUCAAGGAUCGCAAGAUCAAUGUAUUGCAGAGAAAGAUUGAAAAUUUAGAAGACCUGUUGAAAGAAAAAGAUAAUCAAGUAGACAUGGCUAGAGCUAGACUGAACGCUAUGCAAGCACAUCAUUGUUCAUCUGAAGGAGCACUUUCCUCUCUAGAAGAAGUGAUCGGAGAUAAGGAGAAGCAGAUUCAGCAGUUGCGGGAACAGCGAGACAGAGCUGAACACGAGAAAAAUGAAGAAAGAGAACUCCACGAAAGAGAGAUAGCCGAAUAUAAAAUGAAACUCCAUGCGCUUGAAAGUGAAGUAGAAAAACUUGGUGCUAGGCUUGAAAGAGCUCAAGCCGAAAAGGAUAGGCUUGAGGCUAAAUUGGAAAGCUCGCAGUCUGAAUUAGGCAAAUCUAAAGCUGAAUUGGAUAAAGCGGCGAGUGAAGUUGGUAGAUCAGGGGCUGAUUGGGAAGCAGCUAAACAAAGGUUGGCCAGACUUGAGCUUGAAAACGAAAGACUUAAGCAUGAAUUGGAGCGAUCUCAAACAACAUUCGGCAGGAGCACAUUGACGACAUCUCAAGAACUGGAUAGAGUUCAAGAAAAGGCAGAUAAGCAUGCUGCUGAGUUGAGACGGACUCUGGCUGAGCUGAGAGUGACACAAGCGGAUGCUGAGAGAGCUCGAUCUGAGGCCAGUGGUUUGCAAGACAAGCUAGAAAAGUCUCAAGGUGAAGUGUAUCGUCUGAAAGCCAAGCUUGAAAAUGCACAAACGGAACAAGAUAGCCUUAAAGAGGAAUAUGAUAGAGUACAGUCUUCAGUAAGUCGUCUCCAUUCUGAGCGGGACAAAGCUGUAGCCGAACUAGACAAGGCACGAGAAGAACUAGAAAGAACUCAGGCUACUCUUGGCAAGGCUCAACUACAACAGGACAAACUACAGGCCUCCCUGGACACCGCGCAUUCGGAGAUUGACAAGCUUCAGGAGAAACUCGAUAAGGCGGCUGCCGAAAAUAGAAAGCUGCAAGUGGAUCGUGAAAAACAGGCGUACGACUUCGAAUCCCUGCAAUCCCAGUUGGACAAAGCACUUGGUCAAGCGGCUCGGCUACAGAAGGAGAGGGACACUGCCCAGUUAGAUGCUGAUAGGUUCCACGACAAACAUGAUAAGGCGCAGAGUCAGAUAGCUCGCAUCCAAAAAGAACGUGAUGCAGCCCUCGCUGAAGCAGCUAGCUGUCGCGAACGGGCCGAAGCGGCAGCCGCUGCCGCUAACAGAGCUGCUAGGGACAGGGAUAGUGCAGCCACCGAACUGGAUGUUCUAAGAGAACGAUGGGAGAAAGCACAUCAACAACACCAGAAGCUGACAAUGGAACGAGAUGAUGCAUUAACAGAAUUAGAAAUUAUGAAAGAAAAACUGGAUAAAGCCUUGUAUUCCACACAAAAAACUAUUGAAGAAAAAGAGACCGCGCACAAAGAAUACGAAAAAAUGCUUGAGAAGUAUGAUAGGUCCCAAAAUGAAAUCUACCGUCUGCAAAAUAAGAUAGACAUACUGGAAGCGGACAAGGAUCGUUUAGAACUAGAAUUAGAGAAACACUCUCAUUUAGCAACCAAAUCGAGAGACGAUCAAAGAAAAUUGCAGGAUGAAUUGGCUAGACUCCAAGAAAUGUAUGAUAGGGCGUCUUUGCAGCUCGGCCGGACAAAAGAACAGGAAGAAAAGGCAAAAGAAGAUAUGGAUAGGCUAAGUGUUGAUAUCGAAAUGGUGCGUGAUAGGUACGAAAAAAGUCAAAUUGAAUUACGAAGAUUGCAAGCUGAGAAAGAAAAGUUGAUAGCAGACAGUGAACGUCUACAGUUUGAAUAUGACAGGGCUAUGACACAAUGUGGUAAAGCGCAGGCCUCAAAUGAAAAAACGCAAGAAGAAAUGGCUAGAGUGCAAGUAGAGCUUGAAAAGAUGUAUGACAAACAUGAUAAAGUAUCAGCUGAGCUGAGGCGGGUACAAGCUGAACUGGAUAAAGUGAAACAAGACGCCAGUGGAGCAAGAGAAGAAGCUGAAAGAUAUGCAGCUCGAUAUGGAAAGUAUCAUGACUCCAAAGAAGAGCACGAAAGGACUAAGUUGGAGGUAGAACGACUUCGAACGAGAUUGGAAAAAACUACACUUGAUCUGGAGCGGGCGCGAAAGGCAGAAGAAGAAGUGGUCCGUCUACGAACGGAGCUUGAACGCGUCGAAGGUGUGCGAGGUAAAUACCAAUUUGAACAGGACAAAUGGACCAACGAAAUAAACCGACUACAGGUUGAACUUGAUAAGACUAGGGAACGCUACGAAUCGUCACAGGCUGAUAUUCAACGUUUACAAGGAGAAAAGGAACAAGCUGAAACCAAAUUCCAUGAAAUGAAUAUACAGUUAGAAAUAUCUAAAGGUGAAGUGUCGAAACUAAGUGCAGCAUUGGAGAAGCAACGAACGGAAUUAGAACGUGCUCAUAUUGAGUGUGAAAAGUUUAGAGAUCGGUGUGAAAAGCUCAAAUUGCGAUCAGAUCAACUGGAUAAGGAUAAUGAGAGACUUAAAGGGGAACUGCAACAAAUUGAAAGGAUGAAACUACAAGCAGUUGCUGGAGAUAAAGCAAGAACUGAAGACCGACUGGAAAUUGAGCGCCUUCGAGAUAAACUUGAGAAAGCGAUUCAAGCUAGAGACGCGACGGAAAUGGAAGCUGGUCGUUUAGCUAAAGAACUCGAAAAAUCUCAGAUGCAUCUUGCCAAAUACCAAGAAACUAAUGAAACCACUCGUGUAGAAUAUGAUAGGAUGACAAAUGAGCUUGGCCGCAUGCAUGAACGUUUAGAACGAACAAUCUUAGAGAUGAGACAAAUAGAACAAGAAAGAGAUGCACUGAGAGUAGAAAUUCAAAAUACGAGACGUAAUGUCGAACAACAACAGAGAACUCUGGAUCAUCGAACACAAGAAACCCUAGUAAAACUUCAGCAAGAAUUAGCCCAGUCCGUAAGGGACAGAGAAAAAAUGGCGUCUAUAUUGGAGCAGAGAGACCAACAAGCAGAUGCCAUAGAAAAACAAAUAGUAAAGCUGGAAGCUGACACAAAGCAACUUACUAUUGAACGGGACCAGUUAGUUGCACAACUAGAAAAGUCACAAGAUAUGCUAGUAAAUUUCCAACGCGAAUUGAACGCUUCGGAAGCAGAGUUACAAAAACAAAGAGAAGAAGUACGGAGACUGAAAGACGAGCAGCGUAAGAUGGCACAGGAUACUGAACGCGGCGCAAAGACGGCCAUUGAAAAUCGUGAUAGGGAAAUUGCCAAGUUGCAACAACAAGUACAACUUGUUAGUAAAGAAAAGGAAUCAAUUAGACACAGGGCAGAAAAGGCCGAGAAGGAGGCUCAAAAAGUUGGUGAACUGGAAAAAUGGCGCGCGGCAGUUGAACAAGAAAAAUCUAAAGCUAUCGCUGCAGAAAGAGCAUUGGCUGAGUGUCAGCAACGCUUACAUGGUCUUGAGAAACAAUUCCAUGCUCAACAGCAACAAUUGCAACAAAUGACCGCACGUGGAGGAGCCGACGUGAGAGAAGUACAAAAGCAACUUGAAGCAGCUCAGGCCGAAACUCGGGCGCAUGCAGUAGAAAGAGAGCGAUGUCAAGCACAACUGGAGAUGCUUGUCCAAGAAUUGGAGAAAAGCCAGGUCGAUCUCCGCGAAGCGACGAAGAAAUUACAGCAAGCGGGCGCGCAAAACGCCAAAGCUGGGGACGACACAGCCCAAACUAAAAAGCAACUGCAAGAGGAAUUUAAGAAGUUAGAAGAUGCAAAGAGACAAUUUGAGGAGCAUAGAAGAGCAGUGGAAAACAAGAGGAAAGACGUGGAGGAGAAGGAAAAGUCGUUAGCAGAGUUAGAUCGACAGUUAAAGAAGAGAAAAGAGCAAAUGGACCAAAUGGAAGCGUCUUUGAGGAAGGCUGGCGGCAGUGCAGCAGCGGUAUCAGAUUUAAAUCGAAAGCUAACCGAUACGCAAAAAGAGGCUGAACAACUCAAGACAUUGCUAGACCAGAGCAAGGAAGAAGCACAACGAUUAACCGCUGAUACUGAACGUUUGUUACAACUCGUGCAGAUGUCGCAAGAAGAGGCAGCUCAGAAGGAAAAGGCUAUCAUGGAGUUGCAACAGUCUGUACGAAAUCUUCAAGCCAAACUAAAAAGUCAGCAACAAGCACAAGCACAAAGAGAAGAGGAACUGACGCGCGCGAGGCAGAGUGAACUAGCAACGAUGAGGGAACUUGAGAGUAUUCUGUCACAGAAAGAUGUACUCAAAACAAAUUUGGAGGAGAGCAAACUGAAAGUUAUCGAUUUAGAGAUAGAACUUAACGAAUCGUCGCUUAUUCUGUCAGAAAUUUUAAAGAUGUCUGAUGGGCCUGAGAUAAGUAGUAUAAAAAGAAGUAAGAGUUUUUUCGAGUUGCAAAAGAGUGGUAAGGUAGUGGAUAGGCUUGAUAAAUGCAGAUUUAGUAGAAGUGAUAAUGACUUAGAUUUGCACUUUAGAGAGAAAAAAGAACCGCCUAACGUAUGUAAGUUGGCGAGAAAAAUAUCCGAUAUGUUGAAAGAGAUAAGCAUCAAGAACUCAAAAAUUAUAGAACAGCAAAGAUGUAUAUCAAUUUUAGAAGAAGCUUUAAGAGAGAAUAACAAUAUAGCUGAGUUUGAACAAUUAUUGGCGGUUGUGAGAAGUAAAGAUGAAAGGAUAAAUGAACUAGAGAAAAUAGUUAAUAAGAAAUGUGUUAUGAACGCAAGUGAUUGUAAAGACAGAAGGAUACUGGAGCUGGAGGAAGCUUUGAAGGAAUCGUUCAUGAUAGCGGCGGAGAGAGAAAAGGUGUUUUAUGAAGAAGAACAGAGGAGAAUUGAAACUUUGAGAAAGAUGAGUAAAAUGGAGCAACGGAUCCGUUCGCUGCGAAACGCUUCAGCGCUGAAUUGUGAAACUUGUUCCUCUGUACUUAAGCGUUUGAAGCAGCUAGAAGAACAGCUCACCCAAUGUCAAACCAGUAGAGACCAUGUGUUGCGACAGCUAUCCCAUGCUAUUCAAGACAUCCUGGAGUCUGCAAUCAGCGAGAAGGAUUCCCAAAUAGCAGAACUCGAAGUGAAGGGUGUACUAGAUGAAAGUGAGACAAACAGAUCUGACAUGCUCAGGACAGAACGAGAUAAACUGCUCAAUAGACUUAAGACAGAGAACGAGCGUAUUCUACAGUUGGGCCGCAGUACAGUGGACACAACUCCUGCAAUCUCUGAAGGGUCACUGCCGGAAUUGACCCUAGCGGACGAACUGCUACCUAUUGCGGAUGACAAUGAGGAGGACAUCCCAGCGACAGUGCUGUAA
This is a messenger RNA of Arctia plantaginis, 6732 nucleotides long. Lineage: Eukaryota; Metazoa; Arthropoda; Insecta; Lepidoptera; Erebidae. The record is from the annotation of a GenBank genome assembly.